UAAAUUGCCACCAUGUCGGAAAGCCAAUUUGGUUCUACCAGCGUGGACGUGGCCAAAGUUCUACAUAUUUCGUUUGCGGCUGAUCCCAACGGAAGUCUGGGCUGUACCUUAGUCCAUUGCGACAAGGCUGCGGAUAACGAGAUGUUCGUCCCAGGCUAUGCUACCAUCGGACGUCUGCUCGACGGAGAUACGGUGGCUCGAAAGUUUGAUGUGCAGGUCGGUGACUGUAUCGUGGCCGUAAACGGUGAGGGAUUUCGUCGCUUUGCUCCGGACUACGACACGGACAAGGUGGAAGUGCUGAACAGGGAAGGCGAAGAAGUCGAGGUAGAGCUGGACCACAAAGUUAUUUCGCCUGGAGACGCGUACGAUUGUCUUCUGCUAAAGAUUAAGACGGUCAAGUCUGCUGCGCCGGACCCACCUUUAAUUCUGACUCUGGAACGGUACAGUUGGGAUGCUCGGCCAAACUCGUGGGGACGUUUCUUGGAUGCACGCGACGGCAACGUCCCGGCCGCGAUGCAACUGAUGCAGGAUCAUGAGGCUUGGAAGGCAGCCCGAUUUCCGAUUGAUUUGAAAACGAGCGGAUUACAGAAAAUUCUGCGAGAAAAGGCCGUUUCCGAAAUCGAUGUUGAGUUCCUGCACGACUUUCCGCCAACGGUGUACGUGGAGUAUGGGAAACUCUUGAAUAUGCAGACAGCGGGGGAAAUUACUGCGGACGACGUGGUCGCCGCCUUUGUCAUUUUCACCGAACGCAUGUUGGCAAAGGCCAAGAAUCCACGCCACCCCCAAACCUGCCAAUUCAUAGAUUUGUCUGGUAUUGGCAUCACUUCUGGUCUUCGAGCCGAAACUCUGAAAAAGGUAUACAAAGUUUUCGAGCCCAAUUAUCCCGAGACACUGUUCAAGAUGGUCAUGUUUCCCGUUUCCACCAUGUUUGCAACAACGGCACGCACGCUGCUCAGUUUUGUGAACGAAAAAACGCAAAAGAAGUUUGUGAUUACGAACAGCCUUGACAAGGUCUGUGCGGAACUAGGAUGGAAUAGACAAGAAGUCGAAGAUUGUGGUGGGGUAACCGAAUUCAUGCGCAAACACGAAAAGGUCGGCGAUUCGUUGCACUUUGAAUAACGCAAUAAAGACAGUACACGAAGAU
Molecule: messenger RNA, 1144 nt
Organism: Phaeodactylum tricornutum CCAP 1055/1
Lineage: Eukaryota; Bacillariophyta; Bacillariophyceae; Surirellales; Neidiaceae
Exons: 2
Coding region: 13-1119 (368 amino acids)
Molecular function (GO): protein binding
Source: RefSeq, a predicted model, not a curated record